AGACAAGUCUGUUCCAACCUAGCAACAGACGAGUCCAAGUGCAAACACAAAUACACUGAGAGCAUAUCGACUUAUUACACUUGGAAGUGAAAAUUUAAAUUUAUAGCUAAAAUGACAACUGUGCGCCGAGCCCUGACAGGAGGGGCGAGAGAAAGACAGUUAGAGAACAUGAGAAGACAAGAAGAUUAUCGGGAAGACACGAUUCGUCGGUUACACGAGGAGAAAAGACUGGAGGCUAACAUGAGCAAUGAGGAGCGUAUCUCGGAGAAACGUUUUAUCAGGCGUACUAUGAUGGAGCAGAAGGAAAGGGAAAUGGAGGAGGCAAUCCUGAAGGCCCAGAGAGAUCGCUUAAUCAGAGAAGAACAGUUACUCCAUGAAGAAAGACUGGCUGCAGAGCUGGAGAAACGGAAACUAGAUUCCAUCAGGGACGAGAAAAUGAGACAACAGAUCAGAGAAACAAGUCUAGAGUUGAGAGAACUAGAAGCAAAGUUACGAUCAGCCUAUAUAAACAAAGAAAGAACGGCACAGAUAGCUGAAAAAGAAGCUCUCAAGUUUGACAAAAUGCUCACCUGA
Saccostrea cuccullata (small rock oyster) is the source of this 573-nucleotide messenger RNA. Its product is annotated as meiosis-specific nuclear structural protein 1-like. Gene Ontology annotation, cellular component: motile cilium. The record is from RefSeq and is a predicted model, not a curated record. The transcript has 5 exons. Gene Ontology annotation, biological process: cilium organization. Lineage: Eukaryota; Metazoa; Mollusca; Bivalvia; Ostreida; Ostreidae. Bases 112 to 573 code for a protein of 153 amino acids.